Molecule: messenger RNA, 950 nt
Organism: Psylliodes chrysocephalus
Lineage: Eukaryota; Metazoa; Arthropoda; Insecta; Coleoptera; Chrysomelidae
Source: the annotation of a GenBank genome assembly
UACACAUUUAGUUUUAUUGUAGGAUGGGAAUAGCAUACGUUGUAGAUUUGUUUCAAUUAUUUGAAUUGUAAAUAGGUACGUUUACCGUAUACAGUUUGAUAAUUCAGUUUUAAGUCCCUACUUAACUAACUGAAAUUGUCAAAAGCACGAGCAAGUGUCACGAAUUGACAGUACUUUAUAUACAUACAGUCUUUAUUUGAUAUUAUUAUGCUUUAAAAGCUAAAUGACGUCCAAGCUGGAGCAAAUAUUGCGCAUCGAGCCCCAAAACGAAUUAAAAUUCGAAGGAAAGUACAAUGCACCCAUAACUUCGUUCAUAAACCUCAGCAACCCCUCGGACAAGAGGGUGAUGUUUAAAAUCAAGACAACGGCUCCAAAAAAGUAUUGUGUUCGUCCAAAUACAGGUAUUUUAGAGCCUAGUGAAAGAGUUUGUAUAUCCGUAUGUCUCCAACCUUUUAUGUAUAAUUUAAAUGAAAAAGGAAAACAUAAGUUUAUGGUUCAAAGUGCUUAUGCACCACCCGGUGAGGUGAAUAUGGAGCAGAUUUGGAAUGAAAUCAUCCCUGAACAUCUCAUGGAUUCCAAGUUGAAAUGCGUUUUCGAAAUUCAGCAUGAAGAAAAUGAUACCGUCAACGAUUUUAAUCCUGAAAAUGUGUCCACCCCUAUGCCAUCGACCGAACAUCAAAAUAAUGUCCAAGAAACAGCCGCUGAAGGAGAAAAUUAUUUCAAAUUGGAAAACCAAAAACUCAAUAAUCAAGUGAAGUUAAACAAAGAUGUGGGACCUACGAUGCCUUAUGCGAAUUGGUUUUAUUUUCUAUUAUCAGUCGUUACUGGGUUUAUUGGUGUCGUUUUUGGAAAGUACUAUCUUUGAGGAUUUUAAGACUGAAGCUAUAUUUUACGGAAUUGUCUAUAUUUAUUUUUCUACUGCUACUGUGUAAAUAAAGGUUUUUCAACCG